Penicillium argentinense is the source of this 420-nucleotide messenger RNA. Its product is annotated as ankyrin repeat domain-containing protein. Bases 1 to 420 code for a protein of 139 amino acids. The transcript is spliced from 2 exons. The record is from RefSeq and is a predicted model, not a curated record. Gene Ontology annotation, molecular function: protein binding. Lineage: Eukaryota; Fungi; Ascomycota; Eurotiomycetes; Eurotiales; Aspergillaceae.
AUGGAUGGGUUUACACCAUUUCACUUGGUGUCUGAGGUGGGAAAUCUGAAAAUUAUGAAGCUGCUUCUGUCAAGUCACCAAGCCUCGCAGACUAGUCUCGACCUUCGGGAUAAGUUUGAUCGAACGCCGCUGUUCUAUGCUGCUGCAAGAGGUUCUGCUGAUGUGGUCGAAGUCAUUCUACCUCAUUCAUCGAUACACCUGAAAGAUCGCUACGGUGCCACGCCAAUUUUUGCUGCGGACAUAAACGGCCACGAGGAGAUUUUCAAGCAAUUAGUGUCCUUAAUAAAGCGGCAGGUCGACUUUGAGGAUGGCCUUGAUCGAACCUUGCUUUGGUGGGCGGCGGGAACAGGACAAACUACGAAUGAGCGAUCUUGUCCUUCAGCUCACUCAGAAACUGGGCAUUCAAGACCAGAAAACUAA